Pogonomyrmex barbatus (red harvester ant) is the source of this 1515-nucleotide messenger RNA. RefSeq lists its product as uncharacterized. The record is from RefSeq and is a predicted model, not a curated record. NCBI's taxonomy places the organism in Eukaryota, Metazoa, Arthropoda, Insecta, Hymenoptera, Formicidae.
CCAUAAGCGUAAUCUAAUUACGCGGCAUACGCGAAGUGACCGUCGACGAGCGACGAGGCACCGCUAGACUUGCGCGUACGUGCUUGGUCCACCUAGAGAAAUCAAUAUCACAGCCUGCAAUCCAGGUUCGCGCUACGGACCGCUUUGCACGACGGCACGCGCAACAGUUGCGUGGAGACGAGACACGAAGAAGAGAUACGAGUGACGGGUGCGUCAUCGGUGCGUGUCGAUAAGAAUUCACUCGAUAACAAUUGCAAAGUGCGUGCGAAAAUUUUACUCGAGCCGAUCAAUUUAUAUUCGGAUCGGUUGGUUCUCAAUUAAAAAAAAAAAAAACCAUGUAACUUUGAAUGCCGUCUGGCACAUCCCGCGUUGCCAUGGAAAUUCGCGAAUACGAUCGCACCGGUCCCGAAUUGAAGAUACUCAGAUAGAGAACGCGAUGCCGCACAGACUUUGCCAGGAUGACGGAAGAGAAACGACUGUCGUUGGGCAUCAACGUUAGCAUUCUGCUGAUAUUGACAAUAUUCGGCGUGCUUCUGUCUUUGCCUCUGCGAUUGUUGUUCGACACGAAUUAUUCCGACCAUAAUCGCGGAGAUGGUCUCGAUGACCCGGAAGAGAGAGGAAGAGAAGCCGCGAUACCGAUGGAUCAUCGAAAAUUAAAACGCUGUCCGAAUCUGCAGUACGAGGACCGCUUGAUGUCCGUCUUUAUGAGUGAUUACGAUGAAAAUUGCACGUACGUGCAAGACGACGACGAGUACGACGAUGACGAGGAUGACGACGAUGAUGACAGCGACUCUGAAGAGGACGAGGAUAGCAGAGAGGAUGAAGACGAGGAAGAAGAGAAGACGUACGGAGGGCCCAAGAGGAGCAUCGGCGAAGAAAUGAAAGAAAGCGCUGAAGAGAUCUUGAAGACGCGUCAGAUGAAGUCCGUCACGGUGGCAGGCCACAUACUCGUGACGAUGUUGCUCGUAUCAGUAAUAGCUGCCCUCGUUGAAGUACUUCGAAUACGCUUCGCCAGAGAAAAAGAUUCGUCUAGGGCAGGCACGAUUAUUUCUCGGAGAUGCUCCUCCAGCGUGGACAUACCCGCCACAAGACGUCCCAUUUCAAGAGAAUUAAUUAGAAGCCAAAAGUCUUUUGAGAUACCAGGAAUGCACCGUUCCGCAUUGCGUUUGUUAGGAGCGAGGCCGCCCCCGCUUAUCCGUCGCUUCUCGUUUCCAACGCCACAAGCGAAGCAAGCCGCUAUUUCGUCUCUUUGUGGUACACCAAGUAAAGGGUUGACACGGCGCCAAUCGGCUGAAUCGGACGAAGAAAUUGGAAUGGUUACCAACGCCCUUCAUCAUCGCACCCGUCUAAUCCGACGUCAUUAAGGCGGCAUAAAAAUAGUAAUAAUAUACCUGUCCAUCAAAUUCCACGUAUUCGCGUCGAUGACAACACUAACUGGAUACGCGCCGUUAACUAAACGGUUAUACGCAACGCGCAAUGAUCACGUCCAAUGACUCUUACUAUUCUCAUGCGACG